Molecule: messenger RNA, 1529 nt
Organism: Penicilliopsis zonata CBS 506.65
Lineage: Eukaryota; Fungi; Ascomycota; Eurotiomycetes; Eurotiales; Aspergillaceae
Exons: 2
Coding region: 33-1343 (436 amino acids)
Biological process (GO): acetate metabolic process
Cellular component (GO): mitochondrion
Molecular function (GO): acetate CoA-transferase activity; acetyl-CoA hydrolase activity
Source: RefSeq, a predicted model, not a curated record
CCGAGACCGAGAACCGCUGGGCCAAGUUGAACAUGAUCGAGCGGCGGAGUCCCCAUCAGGUGGGCAAGGAGAUCGCCAAGGGCAUCAACAAUGGCAACAUCAAGUUCUUUGACAAGCAUCUGAGCAUGUUUCCGUCGGAUCUGGUUUACGGCUACUAUACCAUGAACAAGCCGAACAACAAGCUGGACGUCGCGGUUAUCGAGGCGUCGGCCAUUACGGAGGAAGGCGGGAUCAUCCCCGGUGCCUCGGUGGGUGCGUCGCCCGAGCUGGUGCAGAUGGCCGACAAGAUCAUCAUCGAGGUCAACACGGCCAGCCCGUCGUUCGAGGGUCUCCACGACAUCACCAUGACGGAUCUGCCGCCGCGCCGCAAGCCGUACCUGAUCAUGGCGCCCGAGGACCGCAUCGGCACGCCGUACAUCCCCAUCGACCCGGAGAAGGUGGUGGCGGUGGUCGAGUCGGACUACCCGGACCAGACGCAGCCCAACGCCCCCGAGGAUGCCUCGUCGCAGGCGAUUGCCAGCAACCUGAUCGAGUUCCUCAAGCACGAGGUCACCAUGGGCCGGCUCCCGCAGAACCUGCUGCCGAUCCAGUCCGGCAUCGGCAACAUCGCCAACGCGGUGAUCGGCGGCCUGAGCAAGGGCGGGGCCGACUUCCACAACCUCAAGGUGUGGACCGAGGUGCUGCAGGACUCCUUCCUGGACCUGUUUGACAGCGGCCACCUGGACUUUGCGACGGCGACCUCGAUCCGCUUCUCGCCCGACGGCUUCAAGCGCUUCUACGACAACUGGGAGCGCUACGCGGGCAAGCUGCUGCUGCGCUCGCAGGCGGUCUCCAACUCGCCCGAGAUCAUCCGCCGCCUGGGCGUCAUCGGCAUGAACACCCCCGUCGAGGUGGACAUCUACGCACACGCCAACAGCACGUGCGUCAUGGGCUCGCGCAUGCUCAACGGGCUGGGCGGCUCGGCCGACUUCCUGCGCAGCGCCAAGUACAGCAUCAUGCACACGCCCAGCACGCGGCCCAGCAAGAUCGACCCCACGGGCGUCAGCUGCAUCGUCCCCUUCUGCACGCACGUCGACCAGACCGAGCACGAUCUCGACGUCGUCGUCACCGAGCAGGGGCUCGCCGACGUGCGCGGCCUGUCCCCGCGCGAGCGCGCCCGCGUCAUCAUCGACAAGUGCGCCCACCCGGACUACAAGCCCAUCCUGCAGGACUACUUUGACCGCGCCGAGUUCGAGUGCCUGAAGAAGGGCAUGGGCCAUGAGCCGCAUCUGCUCUUCCAGGCCUUCAAGAUGCACCAGAACCUGCAGGAGAAGGGAACCAUGAAGAUCACCACCUGGGAGUAACUGUAUAGAUAGUAGAUUUUCCAAUAUACAAUAUACAACAUUAUUACUAGACUCUUUAUGAUUAUUAGUAUUCCACCUUAUUGUAAGAUUCCCAAUAGUAGUUAUAUUCAUUACAGUACGCUAAUCACAAACAAAACAUUAAAACUCAUUCAAUCACUCCGGCGGACGAUAGGCUCCCCCGAAUAC